This is a messenger RNA of Loa loa (African eye worm), 648 nucleotides long. RefSeq names its product serine/threonine protein kinase. Gene Ontology annotation, cellular component: nucleus; cytoplasm. NCBI's taxonomy places the organism in Eukaryota, Metazoa, Nematoda, Chromadorea, Rhabditida, Onchocercidae. The transcript has 5 exons. Gene Ontology annotation, molecular function: ATP binding; protein serine/threonine kinase activity. Gene Ontology annotation, biological process: signal transduction; peptidyl-serine phosphorylation. The record is from RefSeq and is a predicted model, not a curated record. The coding region runs from base 1 to 648 and encodes 215 amino acids.
AUGCAACUCGUUGGGAAAUCACUUGCCGAUCUUAAAGCUUUACGACCGCAUAAGGUAUUCUCAAUGCACACUGGUUUGGGCGCAUCGAUACAAUGUCUGGAAGCAGUGGAGGAUCUACACAAGCAUGGUUUUAUUCAUCGAGAUUUAAAACCAGCCAAUUAUGCAACCGGUCUUGGAGCUCAAAUACGAUGCAUCUAUAUUCUUGAUUUCGGAAUAGCACGACGAAUUCUUAAUGACAAAGGUGAAAUCAAGACACCUCGUGUAACAGUUGGUUUCAAGGGUACUGUAAAAUUUGCUCCUAUAGCAUGCCAUAAACGAAAAGAACUAGGUCCAAAAGAUGAUUGUGAAUCAUGGUUCUAUCUUCUUCUCGAUCUUCUUGUCGUAACAGGCUUACCAUGGAGGAAAAUAUCGGAUAAGAAUGAAGUAUUGAGGGUAAAGGAAGAAAGUCGCAUAAAUCGAGAUAAACUGUUGUACGGAAUGAAAUGCAAGGAAGAAUUUGGCAAAAUUUUAGAGUACAUUGAUUCGUUACAUUAUGAAGAUCGUGUCGAUUAUUCGUACAUCUAUGAACUAUUAAAAACAUCAUCAGUGAUCUGUGAUUGCAAAUUGACCGAUCCAUAUGACUGGGAGGAUACAGCACGAAAGAAAUGA